AGCCGAAGCUCCUGCAAACUUGGGCGCGCGCUCGCGCCACUGCGCCAGCGGCCCGAGCGAUGAAGAUGGUGGCCCCCUGGACGCGGUUCUACUCCAACAGCUGCUGCCUGUGCUGCCAUGUCCGCACUGGCACCAUCCUGCUCGGCGUCUGGUACCUGAUCAUCAAUGUGGCACUGCUGAUUCUAUUGAGCGCCCUGGCUGAUCCAGAUCAGUAUCGCUUUUCAAGUUCUGAACUCGGAGGUGACCUGGAGCUCAUGGAUGAUGCCAACACGUGCAUUGCUAUCGCGAUUUCUCUUCUCAUGAUCCUGAUCUGUGCAGUGGCUACUUAUGGAGCAUACAGGCAACACGCGGCCUGGGUCAUCCCAUUCUUCUGUUACCAGAUCUUUGAUUUUGCCCUGAACAGCUUGGUUGCAGUCACUGUGCUUGUUUAUCCAAACUCCAUCCAGGAAUACAUACGACAGCUGCCUCCUGAUUUUCCUUACACAGAUGAUAUCAUGUCAGUGAAUCCUACCUGUUUGGUCCUUAUUAUUCUUCUGUUUAUCAGCAUUAUCUUGACUUUUAAGGGUUACUUGAUUAGCUGUGUCUGGAACUGCUACUGAUACAUCAAUGGCAGGAACACCUCCGAUGUCCUGGUUUAUGUUACCAGCAAUGACACUGUGGUGCUGUUACCCCCGUACGAUGAUGCCACUGUGAAAGGCGCCGCCAAGGAGCCGCCACCACCUUAUGUGUCUGCCUAA
Molecule: messenger RNA, 737 nt
Organism: Balaenoptera musculus (blue whale)
Lineage: Eukaryota; Metazoa; Chordata; Mammalia; Artiodactyla; Balaenopteridae
Product: lysosomal-associated transmembrane protein 4B-like
Cellular component (GO): lysosomal membrane
Source: RefSeq, a predicted model, not a curated record